Phyllostomus hastatus (greater spear-nosed bat) is the source of this 587-nucleotide messenger RNA. It is a transcript of the gene IFNG, whose product is annotated as interferon gamma. Gene Ontology annotation, molecular function: type II interferon receptor binding. The record is from RefSeq and is a predicted model, not a curated record. Gene Ontology annotation, cellular component: extracellular region. The transcript has 4 exons. Lineage: Eukaryota; Metazoa; Chordata; Mammalia; Chiroptera; Phyllostomidae. Gene Ontology annotation, biological process: immune response. The coding region runs from base 87 to 587 and encodes 166 amino acids.
AAAGAUCAGCUGAGUCCUUUGGACCUGACUGACUUAAUUCAGAAGCUACCGAUUUCAACGACUUUGGCCUAACUCUCUCCAAAACAAUGAAAUACACAAGUUAUAUCUUAGCUUUUCAGCUUUGCGCGAUUUUGGGUUUUUCUAGCUACCUCUGCCAGGCGAUAUCUAUUAAAGAAAUUGAAAACCUUAAAGAACAUUUUAAUGCAAGUAAGUCAGAUGUAGCAGACAAUGAGACUCUCUUCUCAAAUGUUUUGAAGAACUGGAGAGAGGAGAGCGACAGAAAAAUAUUUCAGAGCCAAAUUGUCUCCUUCUACUUCAAACUCUUUGACUCCUUAAAAGACAACCAGAACAUUCAGAGCAGCGUGGAAGCGAUCAAGGAAGACCUGCGUGUUAAGUUCUUCAACAGCAGCAACAGCAAAAUGGAGGACUUCAAGAAGCUGAUUCAAAUUCCAGUAAAUGAUCUGAAGGUCCAGCGCAAAGCAAUAAAUGAACUCAUCAGAUUUAUGAGUGAGCUGGCACCAGGAUCUACCCUGAGGAAGCGGAGAAGGAGUCCGAAGCUGUUUCAUGCCCGGAGUGCCUCAAAAUAA